Dibothriocephalus latus is the source of this 912-nucleotide messenger RNA. The record is from the annotation of a GenBank genome assembly. NCBI's taxonomy places the organism in Eukaryota, Metazoa, Platyhelminthes, Cestoda, Diphyllobothriidea, Diphyllobothriidae.
AUGUUCCACACACCCAUCCCGGCGUUACUUCUAGUGUGCACCCCGGACAUACUUCCAGUAGUGUCACUUACCAGCAAGCACGGCCAUUCAGCCAAAAUUUACAGCCCACAAGCCGGUCCCAAGCGCACGCUGAAGGCUAUAGACAUCACCAACAAACAGCUGGGCACCAUACCUGCCCUGUGGGUGCAAGUGGCCGAACCCAGAGUGCCAGUACCGUCUCUACGAAAGUCCGUCUCAUCCUCCACAAGUUUGCGGGCUGCCGAGCUGAUACCUUUGCUCCGAAAGAAAAUUGCUAUGCUCCCUGGCGGUAGAACUCGCACUGGUGGACCCAUACUUUGCUUUCCCGCCAACACCCAUGCAGAUGAAUUGCCACUUGAAGAUCUUUACCUACUUGUGCGCUAUCUUACCUAUCUUCCAGAUGAUAAUGUCAAGAAAUUGGGUUUUACUGUGAUUAUUGAUAUGCGGAGUGGUACUACCUGGCAUAGCGUAAAGCCGAUACUGCGGGUAAUCGAGGAGUGCAUCGGAGGAAACGUAGCUAUGGCGUACAUCAUAAAACCAGACAAAUUCUUCGAAAAGCAGAAGGCGCAGAUGGCACUUGGAAAAUACAGUUUCGAAACCCAAUUAGUUUCCGUCGAAUCGCUCUUCAAUGAAGUUGAUCCCAGCCAGCUAACCGCUGACCUUGAGGGGAGCCUCCCCUACAGUCACAGCGAGUGGAUCCAAAUUCGUUGUUGCCUGGAGGACUUUUUUAUGUUCGCACACGAUAUGUCCGACAAGUUUGGCCAGCUUUACUGCUUCCUGGACCGUAAGCAGAACCCCGAGACUGUUGAGGAGUCUAAACGUUCAUUGGAGGAACACAGAUCCUUGCGCCUAAAGGUAUUAUUCCUUUCAUGUGCAUUUAAUCGUCCAUGCUAA